ACCAUCAUCUGCCAACGAAAAGAAAAUGAUGUAAGUCACCAUGUCCAUCCAUCCGAUCCGCAAUUUGAGUCGUAAUACCUCGUCGAAUAGUAGCGCCUCCAAGGCCCACGAGUUCCCCUGUGCCAAAGGAGGCGUCGCUGUCCCAGAACCCACCAGCCAAGUCACUGCUGUCUGCACCAAGGGCGUCGGGGAAUGGGCCCCGUGCCCCAAGGCUGCGGUCUCGUUCGUGGAGGAAGUCCGAGGAUCCGUGAUUGGUGGCCAGGUCAAGGCCGUCGUCAAUGUCAUCUCGCGGACCACCGCCAGCUCUGGCGUCAAGUCCUGGCCCGGCGUAGUCGCGAACAACACCUUUUUCCUGCGCAUUCCCGAGGACUCGACCGAGUGGGACCCGCAAGGCUUUGGCUUCAAGGAGUCUGUCUUGGCCAUCCUCGAGCUCGCCGAGGGCUGUCUGGAGUGCGAGAACGUCGUCAUCUGUCUCGAAAAGUCCCGCGCCGACCUUACCCCGUUGAUGCGUGCAUUUAUGUUUGUUGGUUUUGAGCUUGUCCAUCCCAGCAUCUACAUGUUUGAUUCGUCGCUCGUCCUGCUUGGAUGCGCUCUAUAA
Molecule: messenger RNA, 598 nt
Organism: Polychytrium aggregatum
Lineage: Eukaryota; Fungi; Chytridiomycota; Chytridiomycetes; Polychytriales
Product: acyl-CoA N-acyltransferase
Exons: 3
Coding region: 41-598 (185 amino acids)
Biological process (GO): positive regulation of protein catabolic process
Cellular component (GO): cytoplasm; nucleus
Molecular function (GO): ornithine decarboxylase inhibitor activity
Source: RefSeq, a predicted model, not a curated record